Hymenoscyphus albidus is the source of this 1234-nucleotide messenger RNA. The record is from the annotation of a GenBank genome assembly. NCBI's taxonomy places the organism in Eukaryota, Fungi, Ascomycota, Leotiomycetes, Helotiales, Helotiaceae.
AUGCCUGCGGAGCGCCCUGCCCCUCUCAAGACGUAGGUUAAGCCUAUAGAAUUAUUAUUAUACAAUUAUGUUCUAAUGGGAUAUAGACCAGCAACGAGAACCAGGCAAAGAAUCCGACGAAAGUAUUACAUCUCUACUUUUGCAAAUUCGGAAAAUAACCAUUAUAUAUGCUAACAAGUUUGUUAGAAAUGAUUCGGAAAGCGAGUAUUUCUCGUCAGAUGAAGAGUAAGAACGAUUAUACCAUUGUUUAUUUUGCCGUCUUAUUUAGAGUACUAAUUCUCUUUAAGUACUGAACCCGAGCCGCUCGAGACGGCGAUAAAACUGUUAGUAUGACUGAUUAAACCUUCCAUGACUUUAUCUAAUAUCUCCUGCAGCCAAAUCGAGAAUUUCGAACUGUGAGUAUAAUAAGCCGAUAUUAAAUAUACAAAACGAUGCUAAUCUUCACAGACAACGUGAAGUUGAUGCGAAGUUAGUGAUACUGCUUAAUGAUACGUUCUCAUGUCGCUAACAGGUUCUCAGAACUGCCGAAGUGAGAAAGUUGUUGGUAAUACCGCCAGCUAUCUGUACUUGACACAGAACUAAGAUUAUUUGAUAACGAAGGACACUUGAAGUAUCUCGAUUGUAGGUCAAUCAUUGUGUUUGUGCAAACAUUAGUAGAGGAGUCUAAUAGGUGAUGAAGGAAAGUAGCCAGAGAUAUAGCAUGGUUAGCAUCCGUAACUUUCCGUGCUCUGCACUAAGCUAACCUUACGAUAAAGGAAAACGGCAGACAGAGAGUAGGAAGUAUUUCUUAUCCAGUUCACGAGUUUACGUACUAAUACUUUGAAGCGAAGACAACAUGCACGCAAUGUAAGCUAGGUCGAGAAGAAAAUCAUACGCAUACACUAAUUAGCGGCCUUUCAGUGCGAGAAUGAAAAGAAAAAAGCUCGAACGUCAGCUUAAACCGUAAGUAAUUCACUCCUGAUUAUUAUGUUAUUCUUGUUAAGGGGUUGGUCGGCUAAUAACAAUACAGGAUGCGGAUUUCUUGGGACGAGUGUAUGAAAUUCCUACGAAAGAAGUAAGUAUAACUACUAACUUUUUAAUAUCGCUAAAAUACUUACUAUUCAUUAUUAGCGUGCUAAAUAUCUUGGGCAUUAUUGUGGCAGCUGUUGGAAUUUGGUUCAGAGGACAGCAAGCUUGGGCUGCAAUAAAGACAUGGCUCAACGAUAAAGAAGGGAAGGAUAAAGCAAAGGGCUAA